Molecule: messenger RNA, 5094 nt
Organism: Dicentrarchus labrax (European seabass)
Lineage: Eukaryota; Metazoa; Chordata; Actinopteri; Moronidae
Gene: kansl1l
Product: KAT8 regulatory NSL complex subunit 1-like
Exons: 16
Coding region: 303-3146 (947 amino acids)
Cellular component (GO): NSL complex
Molecular function (GO): histone acetyltransferase binding
Source: RefSeq, a predicted model, not a curated record
UGCAGGAGAGGGGAGGCAUAAUGUCAGUUGAAAGGUAGAGGAGGAGAUUCAUCGAUGUUACUCUGGGCGAAAUAAAAGUCUCCGUUGGUUUGCCAGAUAAACCAGCCGCAUCUGAGUUUCCUAACAAAAAAAAAAAAGGAUCAGCAAAGGGUUGGGGUGGUGGGAGAGGGAGGGGAAAGAAAAGAGAAAGAUUAAAUGAGAUUGGAAUAAACUGGGAUAAACGAUGUUAAGUCAACGGCUCACCUCCGUGGUCAGGUGAUUUUGCCAUGGCUACCUAGAGCACCAGUGGUUCAGAAAGUGGCAUGGCCCCAGCCCUGACCAAAAUCCUGAAAGACGGCCAUGGCGUCCACCUGUCCUCGCCUCCUGCCAUUGUCAGAAUGGACUCAGAUGGGAGAGCCGUGUGCAAUACUGAUCUGGAGUCUCAGAUGAGAUCGACGGAUGAUGCUGACCUCCAGAAGAUGUGGCUGAACCUUUCCUUGUUUCCCUCUCUGGACUCCUGUCUCCCCGUGAGCCCCCUGGACGUCCCUGCCAACGCUGUGCUUUCCCCGUGUUUGCAGGCGUCUUCCAGCCAGUGUGAGACGGUGCUGCUCCCCAGCCCUGCUUCCCUCCUCAGCCUCCUUUCCUUCAGUAAAGGCCUGAUAGAUUCUCAUCAGGUGGCCUCUGUCUUCCCAGGUGUACCAGACAUGUUUUUAGUCCCUGUCCCCGAGCACAAUAGCCAAGAGGCUUGUCUGCUGCAUGGACACAGUGCUGCUCCUGAAUGUGGGCCAGAUGGUGGUGAUGUGCAUCACUCCCCUCUUAGCCUCACCAUUGUUCCUCCUUCAUAUUCCCACGGGGAGGUAAAGUAUCAGGGCUACACUCCCUUCUUUGCAUCCCCACAUACGUUGACCCAGGAGAAGGUGACUGAAAUGGGCUGCCCCCCUCCAUCUGCAAUGCAUCCUAGCAUUGGCAGGGUGAACCAUGACCAGCUGGCCUCCAGAGCUGUGCUGGAGGAGGCCGUGAAGGAGCAGCUCUCCAGGCAGGCAGGGCUGCAUGGCCGAGCUCAGAGGCUGCAGAGGAGAUUGCAAGCCCUGCUAGGAGAGCACGCUUUGCUACACUGCAGCCAACAGCUGGAGGGGCUGAAAAGGCACUGUCAACUCGGAAGUGUGUCUCUUGACAGCCUGGACUCCAUACAUCCUGGUUUACUACCUCCAGAAGUGGGCUGUCAACCCCAUUUGUCCUGGCUGGAAUCCUCCACAGCCUCGUUUUCCUUCGCAGAGCUCAGAGAUUUCAGCUGCUCUGGCCAGGCGGUGCUGAGAGGCCUGCAGGAGGCUUUGGACUCUGAGGCCACGGCCAGUAGCAGCUCAGAUGAGGAGCAAGAGGACUUCAGGAAGAUUCACAGCAAAGUCAAGACUUCCCCUGUUGGCAGCUGUGAGGGGCGGUGGUUGGAAGAGAGAGCGGAGCUGGGCAGCAGAUGGAGCUGGUUGCAGCUGCGUGUGGCCGAGCUGGAGGGGAGGACACAACAACUGGUGGAGCUCCACAAGCACAUCCGCUCUUCCAAGGGUGGUGUGGUACUUGCAGAGUCCCAGCCACUGACAGACAGACAGAUUCAGCAUACCCUGCUGAGAGAGAUGGCGGGGUUAUCCUGCACAGCCUCGGAUGCUGACAAUGAACCCUGCAGCCCCACGCGGCUCCUGCAUAACAUAGAGAGACAGAGUGCUCAGCUCAACCACAUUGUCAACAGUCUGAUGCCUCCUCUCAGCUUCUCGCCGCUAUCAAAACAACCACACACCUGCAGGGGCAAGAGAGCCUUCACAAGCGGUCAGAAAGGAGACUCUGUUUUUGUGCCCGGGAGCUCUAAGAGAAGGAGACCGGGGACCAGGAGCCUCUUUAAAGCUGAUUUGUCAUGCGUGUGUGCCCGGACCCGACCCCUGGUCACCUACCACAAACCCAGACUGUUCGCUUUCAGCACCUACAUCCCCAGCAGGACAAAGGACUCGGGGAAGUCCACGUCUACCCUCUCCUCCUCUCUCUCAUCACCUUCCUGUUCACGUUGUUCAUCUUGUGAUCCUGUAGUACUGUGCUCUGAUCCUAACUGCAGCUUCAGUAGGGCCCUAACAUCCAGGGCCCCCAGCUUGUCUCUCUCAGUUGACACUCCUCUGUCCCACCACUUAAAGAAAACCCUGGCCAGAGAAGAAUGGUCCCAGAGGCCUUUGGUUGUCAAUGUCCAACCAUCCAGAGCAGCGCACUACAAUAGACGCAGCUCCACACCACUGCACAACAGUCACAAAUACAAGCAGCAUGCAAGACAUAAUAAAAGCCGAGUUAUGGGUCUGUCACCAAUCGGGACAGUAGGGUCUGCUCAGAGUCAACACAGGAGAGCCAAUCAAAGAAAAAGGAAGAGAAGACACAUCCACAGGCUGAGAGAAGAUAAGGAAGAUGUUCUGUACCAGUUCUGUGACACCGAGGACAGUUCAGAAGAAGUGCUGGAGGAGAGCUUCACACAGGUUUCACGCAAGCAGGCCUCUCAGGGCUUUGUUCGCAAACGCCAGGGAGAGAGUGUGUACAACAUCAACAACAUUGUCAUCCCCAUGUCAGUGGCUAAAGUGGAAAAGCUGCAGUACAAAGACAUCCUGACACCCAGUUGGCGGGUAGUUGACACCCCGUCUCUGAUAAACAGGGAGGCAGAGAAGGAGGAGGACAAUGAGGAAGGACAGGUGGAGGAUCUCAUUGAUGAAGUCUUUGCCCAGAGACACCUGGCCUUAGAGCAGACAGAGAAAUUGCGCUGGUCAUCCUGGGGAAAGAGAAAAUGCUGCUCACGUCCUAAAAGAUCUGGCAGCAGGUUGUCAGGCAGUGGAGGCGGGAUGUGCACAUCAGGAGAGGAGAGCUCUGUGGAGCUGAGUUGUGCUCAGCUGGAUACCGAUGAACAGCAAAGCUCAGAGGAGUGGCUGCCUCAGACACCCUGGGAGCCCCGAGCGUUUCCUUUAGAUGAGAAUGAAGAAGCCCUGCUCUCUUAUAACCUAGAAGAGGUCCCAUCAGAGUGGUCAGAGUGGAGCUCUGCCAGCUUGACGUCGAAGAACUCCAACUCCCAUCUCUCCCCAGCUCGGUCCUCUGGUGCUACGCUGCCAUCUGGUGGACAAAGCAAGAGCAGAACACCUGAUGGAAGCUGAGAGAGCAGUGCCUUACUUUUUUUACAUAUCACCUCACGUCUGGGACCAUGAGGAGAAAAUGUACCCUGGGAAACUUUUAAUCGGGAUACUUUCUACAUUCCACGAGUACAGUGGUGUUAUUUGCUCAAUACUUUGAAGCAAAUGUGUUUAUUUAGUUGGUAUUGUAACAUGUGUCACAAUAGUUUGAACUUACUACUGUAGCUUUUUUCUAUACCUUCAGGUUUUAAUGUACAAGAGGUACUGUAUGUAAAGAAAUAUGUACCAGCACAGCCCCACUGUAGUCUCAGGUUUGUAUACUGUUUGUAGUUGUCACGUGCUAUUUAUUUUCACUGUUGUCUUAAAAAGUCUGUAUAGAAAGACUUUAGUACAUGCAUAUAUUUAUGUAAUUUUACCUGAUUUUCAUGUGUUCUUUUUCUGUUGAUGCUGUCAUUUGGUUUGUAUUUUUUAUGAAGAAAGAAAAAACAUUAGUAAACAUUAACAUUAGUAAACAUACUGUAGUGGUGGGUGUCGUACUUUGCCAGUCUGAAUGUUUUCUGAGGGCUGAUUCAACUGGUUACAAACAGAGCAUCUGAGUGUCGCUGGGGCAGAAUAUACAAAGCUCUUGACUGUUGUUUUUAGGCCCCUGCAUGAAGAGGAUGGGAUCAUUAGAAAAGCACAAACCUUUAUGUAUCAGAGACCUCACAGCACAUGGAAUUAGUUGAAUUGGGGACAGAAAAGAAGAAAUAUAUAAAAAAAGGAGGAAAAUAUACAUGUCAGGUUUCCUCAAGACUCACAAAGUCAUGCUACAUCUCACAAUCAGUGAAAGCUGAAUGUGUAGGAAGUUGAUCUUUUCAGCUUAAAGACACAAGACACAGAAAAUCUAAUAGAAGCUGUAUGGUUUUUAUGUCAGUCACGUGAAAUAUGUCUGCAACUUCAGCCAAAUGUACUUAACUAAGAAGUCAUUGGUGCAAGCUAAUACUGGAAGGACAAACUAAUGUGAGGUCAUUUCAGUCAUUUGGAUGAUUAACAUUUAUGGAGGUCACUGCUUUUUAGAGCCACAGUCCCAGUGUAACAGCUCAUACUUUGAUCCCAUAUGCAUAACCUCCUCUUAUAAUAUCCUUCACAGCUACCAGGAGGCCUGAUGGGCAGAUGGUGGUCAAGGUCAUCCUUCUCAUCCACAUGUAUGUGUGUCAUGUGUGUGCUUUAUAUCAGGAUGAGAGACUGGGUGCCCAGAAUUAGAAACUCAAAUCACAUGAAAUUAAUUUACAGGUUAGUAAUUAUCUUAUUCCAGGUUGGUUGGUGUGAAUAGGAUUUGGUUGUUAAUCGAGUUUCCAUUUCCGUUGCUUUAGAUGUCUGUUGAGGCAAAUCUUUAAUUCUUUUUUUAAACAAGACCCCCCUCCCUUACUGGUGAUUAUUUUCUGGGUACUUAAAACACAAUAUUUACUGGAAAAAUGUCAUGUCACUUCCAUUUUGGCCAGUUGCUUCUUUGCUCAGGUGCUGUGAACAAGAGACUUUGUCAGCUCUCUGUGAAACGUAAAGGAGAGUCUUCAGUCUCGCCUCUCCUGUAGGAGGUCCACCUUACUCUGCCCAGACACAUCUGUCUGAUUCUGAUAGCUGGCAGGCAAAAUGAGCCUCUGAUGGCCACAUGAGGGCCAUGUUGCUUCUUAGAAAGCCAGCUUCAGUCGCCAUUAUAAUUGAGUCCCUCAAGAAACUUUUAAUUAAACUGGAAUGAACAGAAUACGCUGGUGAUUGUUGGAAGAUAUGUAUUUCUUCAACUGAGCCCAAUAAAUGAUUGUGUAUGUGUCAUGGAUACAACUGUUAAGAGCAGUUCUUUGUUAUGUUGUAUUUCUACAUGCUUGUAACUGCAGACGUUGCACUCCAGAGGGUGCUCUUCCAUGUCUGACAUUGUAUGCAACCCUGCAUUGGAUGCAGUAGAAAGUGAUGCAACAAUAAAACUAUAACAACAUAA